UGAUUUUAAUUUUUGAAUAUUUUGAAUAAUGUUUCUUUGAUAUUAACAAUCAUGAGGCAGUUAGAUUUGUGUCGCUGUUGUCUCGCAGUGGGUUGUGACAAAGAUAUUUCAGAGGAAUACGAGGAGGAUGGACGGAAGGAAAUCUAUUCUGACAUGUUGCUCGAUACCUUCAAUAUUUUUAUAUCGUAUGAAGAUGUGGGCGGCAAGUGUCAGAUCUGCGAGGAUUGCAUAUCACGGUUGCGGGAGUCGGCCGCCUUCAAGGCUCAAGUCAUAGAAGCCGGGAAGGCUAUCACACAGAAACUGAAAAAUACAAGGAUAGAGUCGGAGGGUGAUGAAGUGGUGAGAGCGGACGAAAACAUAAAAAUGGAGGUGUGCGAAGAGGUGGAGCUCUCUUACGAGGAUUUUGACUUCACACAGUUCACUGGCGGCAAUGAUGAUGAUGAGAUCUACAUCAUCAAACUAGAGGACGGGUCCUGCGUGGCCGGGGCUGGCGAUGAGAUCAGUGCCCUCGCUGACAACCUCCGGCGGAACGAAAUCACCAGGGGCCUGCUGGGCUCCGAAGUGUCGGUUAAGACCCCUAAACACAAACCUGUUCUAAAGCCGAAAAAAGAGAAGCCAAAGAAAACCCAAACGGAAGUAACUCAGCGCCACCUGGACAUGCGCGCCAACUCGCUCAAGCUCGUCCGGAACUCCAACAUGUGUCUGUUCAAGGCCGGCCGGGGCAAGUUCAGCUGCUUCUACUGCUUCCAGUCUUACCCCGACAUGACCCAACUCCGGGAACACUCGAAAACACACUCUCACACUAAGGAAUUAGUGAUCAAAAUCAACCCGGUCUCUCAUCUAUGCUACAAAAAGGCUGACAUUUCAUCGCUGCACUGCGCUAGGUGUUUAGAACCUUGCGAAAGCAUCGAAGCGCUUCAACAGCAUUUGACAAUCAUUCAUGACUUCACUUUCAGCGAUGACGGACAUCUGUUAAUACCAUUUAAAUUAGAUAACGGCAACUACUGCGCUAUAUGUAAUUUGCUAUGUAACACUUUUGUAUUUUUAAGCAUGCAUAUGAACUCUCACUUCCCCAACUAUGUGUGCGAGACGUGCGGGGCUGCGUAUAUAAACUUCAAAAACUUGGACGUGCACAGAAGAGUUGUACAUUUACGCAAAUGCAAGAAAUGCUUACAAGACAAUUGCACAUGUAAAGAAGUUAAAUUAGGCGGGCGCCAUAAUUCUCGAAUGUGUUUAGAAUGUAAUAUAACAUUUAAAUAUUCAUAUCUAUACAAAGAACAUAAUUAUCAAGUACACGGGGCGAAAAGGCCUAUAGCAACAUGCAAUAUUUGUGCUAAAACAUUUCUAACCCCUAAUAAUCUAAAACUACAUGUCCGUAGAAUACACAAUGCGGAACGGAACCACGUAUGUAGAAUAUGCGAUAUGAGUUUUUUCACAGCGCACGGUAUGAGAAAGCAUAUAAGGCGGACGCAUACCGAUGUGGAAAUAAAACCAUACUCGUGCGACUACUGCGCGUGCAAGUUCAAGAUGAAGUAUUCGUUGAGUAAGCAUUUGAAGAAUAGACACGGACGUCGGAUGGACGGGAGGUUGUUUAAUGAUGUUGGGUUGACGUUGGAAGAGAUGCAAGGAAAAUAAUAUUGAUAAAUUAGUUGGGUUC
Cydia amplana is the source of this 1657-nucleotide messenger RNA. RefSeq names its product zinc finger protein 320-like. Gene Ontology annotation, cellular component: nucleus. Bases 52 to 1635 code for a protein of 527 amino acids. Gene Ontology annotation, biological process: regulation of DNA-templated transcription. Gene Ontology annotation, molecular function: RNA polymerase II cis-regulatory region sequence-specific DNA binding; DNA-binding transcription factor activity, RNA polymerase II-specific; zinc ion binding. The record is from RefSeq and is a predicted model, not a curated record. NCBI's taxonomy places the organism in Eukaryota, Metazoa, Arthropoda, Insecta, Lepidoptera, Tortricidae. The transcript is spliced from 5 exons.